Penicillium oxalicum is the source of this 1836-nucleotide messenger RNA. Its product is annotated as methylenetetrahydrofolate reductase (NAD(P)H) MET13. Lineage: Eukaryota; Fungi; Ascomycota; Eurotiomycetes; Eurotiales; Aspergillaceae. Gene Ontology annotation, biological process: tetrahydrofolate interconversion. Gene Ontology annotation, molecular function: methylenetetrahydrofolate reductase [NAD(P)H] activity; FAD binding. The record is from RefSeq and is a predicted model, not a curated record. The coding region runs from base 1 to 1836 and encodes 611 amino acids. Gene Ontology annotation, cellular component: cytosol. The transcript has 3 exons.
AUGCAUAUUCGGGACAUGCUUGCGAGUAAGGAGGCUGCGGGGGAGCCCAGCAUCUCCUUUGAGUUUUUCCCCCCAAAGACAGCGCAGGGUGUGCAGAAUUUAUACGACCGAAUGGACCGUAUGCACGGCCUAGGUCCCUCUUUCAUCGACAUCACAUGGGGUGCCGGUGGUCAUCUUUCCGACUUGACCUGUGAAAUGGUCAAUGUGGCGCAAUCGGUUUAUGGACUAGAAACAUGUAUGCACUUGACAUGUACCGACAUGCCGCUGGAGAAGGUAGAUCAGGCACUGCAGUCUGCUUACAAGGCGGGCUGUACCAACAUUUUGGCUCUGCGCGGCGACCCGCCCCGAGACAAGGAAACUUGGGAGGCGACCGAGAAUGGUUUCCGAUACGCAAAGGAUCUUGUCAGAUAUAUCCGCGAAAAGUAUGGCAAUCACUUUGAUAUCGGAGUGGGGGGUUAUCCUGAGGGUGCUGAUGACAACUCGGAUGUUGACCAGCUCAUUGACCACCUCAAAGAGAAAGUCGACGCUGGUAGCUCUUUCAUCAUCACGCAGAUGUUUUAUGACGUGGAUAACUUUAUCGAGUGGGUGAAGAAGUGUCGGGCAAAAGGCAUCAGUGUACCGAUCAUCCCCGGCAUUAUGCCCAUCCAGCAAUAUGCCUCGUUCAUCCGCCGAUCCAAUUGGACCAAGACUCGCGUUCCGCCAGAGUGGAUGGAGGCGUUGGAGCCUGUGAAGAAUGACGACGCUGCCGUGCGAGAAGUGGGCAAGCGUCUCAUUGCAGACAUGUGUCGGAAGGUGAUGGCUUCCGGGAUCAACCACUUGCAUUUCUAUACCAUGAACUUGGCACAGGCAACGAAGUUGGUGCUGGAGGAGCUGGGGCUCGCGCCGUCCGAGGAGGCUCCCAUCCAACGAGCACUGCCCUGGCGGCCUUCUCUGGCCCUCGGUCGGAGAACCGAAGACGUCCGACCUGUCUUCUGGCGCAACCGAAACUCUUCCUACGUUGCUCGCACACAAACUUGGGAUGAAUAUCCCAACGGUCGCUGGACAGAUUCCCGAUCGCCAGCCUUUGGUGAGGUUGAUGCAUAUGGCGUGCGCCUCAAGGGUACCAACGAGCAGAACAUCAAGCUGUGGGGCGAACCGAAAUCAGUCAAGGAUCUCUCUGAUAUCUUCAUUCGUUUCUUGGAGGGCAAGCUGGAUCGACUCCCCUGGAGCGACAGCCCAAUCAGCCCCGAGGCCAAUGAUAUCAAGGACCUUCUGAUCGACCUCAACCGAAGAGGAUUCCUGACUAUCAACUCGCAGCCGGCCGUGAACGGUGUCAAGUCCUCUCACCCGAUCUACGGAUGGGGACCCAAGAAUGGUUUCGUGUACCAAAAGGCCUAUCUGGAACUGCUUGUUCCUCCCAGCCUGAUCGACGAGCUCAUUUCUCGCAUUGAGAGAAACGAUGACCUCACAUACCACGCCAUUCGCAAGAACGGCGAGUUGCGUACCAACACCAAUGACAGCCCCAACGCUCUGACUUGGGGAAUCUUUGCUGGACGCGAGAUCAUUCAACCUACGAUCGUGGAAACCGUCAGCUUCUUGGCCUGGAAAGACGAAGCUUAUCGACUGGGUGAGGAUUGGUCCAAGUGCCAUGACUCCUCCAGUCCAAGUCGGAAGCUGAUCCAGGAGGUUGUGGAUGAUUGGUAUCUGGUCAAUAUCGUCGACAACGACUUCCACCGAAACAAUGCCGUCUUCGAGUUGUUCAAGGAACUCGAGGUUCCCGAGCUCAACGUCGAAUUCACCGGCAAGCUCGCAAACAAUGGUUCCGCUGAGCAGAACGGAUCCGCCAACGGUCACUAG